This is a messenger RNA of Orussus abietinus, 1127 nucleotides long. RefSeq lists its product as uncharacterized. NCBI's taxonomy places the organism in Eukaryota, Metazoa, Arthropoda, Insecta, Hymenoptera, Orussidae. The transcript has 2 exons. The coding region runs from base 474 to 950 and encodes 158 amino acids. The record is from RefSeq and is a predicted model, not a curated record.
AUAAAGAUCAGUCACUACAUUAAUAUUACAAUGAAAAGUAAGACCGUAAUAAUCAUCUGUUCUGUAAAAAUUUUCAGGAAUUGGUUUCAUCACCAGGAAAUAAAGAACAGGAACACUAACAUCUAAAUAUGAUUACUAAUUUUCUGAAUAAUAAGACAAGAUUACAGUCAACAAUGACCACCUGGAAGUACAGAGCUUAUGAGGUAGUGUGAAACCAAUGACGGAAAGUGAAGUUGAAUAAUACGUGCAAGAGUUAUAUCAAUAAAUGGUUGGCUCACAUGCGCCAUGUUUAUCAACAGUACAUAAAUCUGCUGAGUUUCACUUCCUACCUAAGGCAAAUGACGUCACAUCAACAUUACUAUAAAAGUCUCUUACAACUUCUGAAACCCGUCAUAUUUGAUUUUGUCACUGCUUAUAUAAAAAAAAACGGAAGACUAGUUUUUUUAUUCCGUAUUAACAAUUUAAGUUAAGAAAUGAAAGGGCAAACAUGUGCUGUACUAAUAAUUAUUGUUUUAUUUUCUAUGUUGUUUAAUUGUGGUAAUGGAUGUAAGUUAUGUGGUUCAAAAUGGUGUCCCUGUGGAUAUGGAGGUUUAGGAGGUUUUGGUGGACUUGGUGGAGGACUGGGAAGUCUCCAUUUUGGUGGCCUUGAUGGACUUGGUGGCUUAAGUGCUCUAGGAGUGCUUAAAGCAGCUCUUUCAUCUCCAAGCUAUGCACCUCCAAGCUAUGCACCUCCAAGCUAUGCUCCUGUAUAUGCACCACCACCACAAAUUACAAUAUCACCACCUGAAUCGGUUGCAUUAGCAGCACCAGCGACAUACGACUCACCAUCUCUGUCUGCUUUUAAUCCAGUUCAACUUCCACUCUCAUCCUCGAUAUGCGACUUAUGUAAUUCAUAUCCCCCAAAACGCUACCUUGGAUUUUAUUUUGGACGGAAGGCACUAUAUCGUUAAAGGAUUUAUCGCUAGCCUGUAAUGUCAUGCAUCACUUUCAAUCCUGCUCGAAGAAUACCAGCAACAUAUACAUUGAAGCACACGAAUCAUUGAGGUGGUCAAAUAAAUUUUGAUUAAAAAAAGCAUGACCAAUUAUUCACUACCCCCUUCGUUAUAGAUGAAAAUAUUUAACAGUAA